Protopterus annectens (West African lungfish) is the source of this 1678-nucleotide messenger RNA. It is a transcript of the gene PIGS, whose product is annotated as phosphatidylinositol glycan anchor biosynthesis class S. Gene Ontology annotation, biological process: attachment of GPI anchor to protein. The record is from RefSeq and is a predicted model, not a curated record. Gene Ontology annotation, cellular component: GPI-anchor transamidase complex. NCBI's taxonomy places the organism in Eukaryota, Metazoa, Chordata, Ceratodontiformes, Protopteridae.
UUGGUUACAACUUGUUUCAUAUCUUUCCCCAAAUAGUGUGCCGGUCAGGAAGUGAGUGUGAGUUUCUCUUUAUGGUUUAUAUUUCAGUGGUUUAGGAAUGGCUUCACCUAUGGCAGUUCUAGCAGUGGAGGCAGAAAAGACACGAGGAAAGUAUGCUGCUAUAUCGAUAGCUGUCAUUGUAACUGUGAUAGGACUCCCUCUGUGGUGGAAGACAACAGAAACAUAUAGGGCCUCUCUGCCUUAUUCACAGAUUAGUGAGCUUGACAGUCUGUGGCUAGAGUUGAAAAUGCCAGUGGAGGUGGUCUUUGCAAAGGGCUCCCUGUCACUGGAACAUCAGAGAAGGAUUCCUACCAGCCUUUUGAAGCAGACUGAGCAGCAACUCAAUAUGAAAACUGGAUUUAGACGUACACUUGAGAUUAAGUGUCGUAUGGCAACUGUUAUGGAAGAAGAAGCCUUAAAGAUUACAGAUGUAGAAGGAAUGGAUAAAGCCCUUCAGUUAAACAGCAAUCCCCCUGGGUCUGUGGGAAUCUACAUUGUUCCAGGCACAUCCUCUCUUCCACAGGACAUCGGUGUUUACAUUGGAAAACACAGGACUGCAGUCCUGCAUUCAGUGCUGGAUAAAUCUAAGAGAUUUGAGGAGGCCAUGUCCAAUUGGAUGCCAAGAGUAGAAGAGAUUGUACAAGUAAUGUCAUUUUCCAAUGAUGAUCUACAUGCAGCUUUGUUAGACCGAAUUUCUGCAGGACAGUUUAGUAAAGAAACCUUUGCAGACAGUAUGAGAGCUUUCAAAUCCAGCUUGGAUUCUGUAUUAUGCCAUCCUAGGUGUUGUGCCUCGAUUCGACAAGAAAACUGGGAGCUACAAUUUGAAUGCUUAUAGCUUGCCUCAUGUAAUUAAUCCUGUGGAAGCCAGGCUUGGUUCUAAUGCUGCUUCGUUGUACCCUGUUUUAAACUUUUUGCUGUAUGUUCCUGAAUACACCCAUACACCCCUGUACAUUCAAGAUGGCACUGGAGUUCCAAUAAAGACCAAUGCUUUCCAUAGCCCUCGCUGGGGUGGGAUCAUGGUGUACAAUGUGGACCACAGGGAUUCCAAUGAGACUGUAUUUCCAGUUCAUGUCAGUAUUGACAUGGUACGCGUUAUGGAGGUUUUUCUUACUCAGCUACGGUUGAUGUUAGGGAUUCAGAAAGUGCAGAUGCCAAGUGACUUCUUUUUUCAGGACCCAGGGAAUGAGGGUGUGACAGAUUGGGAACUGGACCGAUUGUUGUGGUCUCGAACUGUUGAAAAUAUUGCUAUGGCCACUACUACCCUAACAUCAUUGGCCCAGCUUCUGGAUGAAAUUGGAAACAUUGUAAUUAAUGAUCAGAUUGGGUCUGAGGUGUACAAGGCUGUUGCUGCUGUGAAGAUGGCUAUUGCAGAACUGGAGGCUGGAAGACUAGAAACUGCUUUCCAAGCUAGCAGGGAUGCUAUUAAUUCUUCUGAGAAAGCAUUCUUUGAUCCCUCACUUUUGCACCUCCUGUAUUUUCCAGAUGAUCAAAAGUUUGCCAUCUACAUCCCUCUCUUUCUACCAAUGGCUGUCCCCAUUGUGUUGUCACUGCUGAAUAUUGUCAAAGAACAUAAAAGAAACAAGGGAAGAAAGGAGCCAACCAAACUAGAUUAACUUGUUUGUAGAUGUUUACAACAGAA